GCCAUGGAGCCCGAAACCCGGAAGUGGUGAGGAAAGGCCGCCUGAGUCGGAGAAAGGGCCGCUGCCGCCUCGGGUGAAAUGGUGGUUUCGCUGGCUCGGCCGGCGCUUCCCCGCUAUGUCUCAGAGCCCCGACGAGGCCGCCGCGGAGCGGGAGCUGGCAGAGGACAGUCUUUCUGCAAUGACGUUUGAAUCUGACACAGAAACGAAACUGAAGAAGAAAACAUCUCGCAAGCCUCCAAAAUCACCAAAGUCUCCAUACAACUCUAGCACAUGUUUCCAUUCUAAAAAGGCUGGAUUUCUGAGAACCAUGAAGGGCACAGACAGUAAGCACUUUGAAAUCCCCUUGGUUAAAGCAUCAAGGCAGCUGUGGCACGGAUCGUUCAAGCAAGGUGCUUGGAUGAACCAGACGAAGUCGGACCCUGACGUGGGUCCUGUGCUGACUGCUCUCCCUGGCGGCACACCUGAGUAUCUGAAGGAAGCUUUGGGCAUGAAGAAGCCAAAACACGCUCGCUCUGCCAGCAGCGGCUACAUCCCUGGAACUCCAGACUACAAAGAAAAAGAAGAUAUGUAUGAUGAGAUAAUUGAAUUAAAGAAGACAAUACAAGCCCAGAAAAAUGAAGCAGAUCGGAUGAAAACCAAGCUUCGGCGUCUCGAAGAGGAAAAUAACCGAAAGGACAAACAGAUUGAACAGCUGCUGGAUCCCUCCAGGUGGUCUGAAUUUGGCUGGGCACGGACAGAGCAGAAAAAUGAUACCAGCUCGAUGCUCAACGGAUUGAAGCAGAAGAUCCUCAAACUGGAGCAGCAGUGCAAGGAGAAAGACAACACUAUUAACAAACUCCAGACAGAUGUGAAAAGUACUAAUGUGGAAGAAAUGAAAAUUGCCCUACAGACCUAUUACGAGGAGAUCCAGCGACUCCAAACCCUACUGGCAAAAUCGAAGACCAUGCAACGAAAGUCCCCUCCGGAGAGCAAACAGCAGAAGGUGCUCAACGCUGCCAUCCUGCAGUUAUCUAGGAGCAUCAAAGAGCUGCAGGAUGAGAACCGGAAGCUGAAAGCAGACCUAGAGCACGCGAUGAGCAGCUCCCCUGCCUCAGGCAGAGCAAAGAAUUACACUGAGUGGAGCAGACAGAGGUUGGUUCGGCGGAUUUCAAGGCUGGAGAAAAAAAUGGAUGAGAUGCAGAAUGGCAGGCUUUCAGAAACUAGCACUUCACCGUUGCUUGCCCAGUUGAAUCAGUCAGCUGCUAAGGAAGGUGACCCUCCAGAAGAACGUGAGCGUCUUCGCAGACUAGUGAACAAGCUGAAAAGCCAAAGGGACAUCCUUCAGAACCAACUGGCUGCUAAAGAGGAAGAAAUCCAGAAGCUGACAGAGAAGGUGGGAGAACUGGAGGGAAACCAAGAAGCAAACUGUAGGCUGGCUGGAAUUGAUGCCACAGAACCUCCCAACCAGGGCCCGCAGAAACGUCAGCCCAGCUGGCGACCGUUGAAUCCAGCAUGCAUGCUAAAGUUCAGAAGUUCAGAUUUGGAGUGCUCACCUCCUUGCUCUCCUGAGCAUCACAGAAAGGAACAAGCUGCUCGGGUCAUCCAAAGACAGUGGAAGGCCUACCAAACCAAGAUUGACAGGGCUGCACUGGACGAGGCGGUUGUUGUGCUCCAGGCAGCUUUCAGGGGACACUUGGCUCGGCAGAAACUAUUAUCAAUUAACGCACAAGGUCGAAACACUCCCAGCGUGCCUCGAACAGGACACAAGGCAACUAUCAGGAACUCACUUUCGUCUCAUGGGUCCAGUUCUUCACAAACAGCUGCUGAUUACAAAGCAGAAGAAGAGGCUGUGAGGCUUGUGCAGUCCGUUUUCAGGGCUCACAUGGCACGCACCCACCUUGAGGAAAGGCCCCUGAUCCUUGGUCCUGGAGGUGAGAGAGCAAGCCCAGCAGCUCCUGGCAGUGGAGAGAAGAAGCCAGUCUGGUCUCCAUUCAAAUAUUCGCCUGUAGCAUUCACCUCAGCUGUUCAUGCCACACCCUCCCAUGUUCAGCUGCAGCCCUCUCCCUCGCCAGCUGCGGAUGAAGUUCAGUCGGAUGACUCGGAUGACAUCAUCACGGUGUCUCCAUCACCAGUGAAGAAAACUUCCAUCUCAUGAUUUCACCAGCCAUUUGUCACAUUCUCUGUUGCGUUCCUAGCGUGACAAUGACGGACAUUUUAGUCUUGCUUGGUGAGGUGAAGUUGUCCAGGCUAUGCUCCUCGGCUUAGUUUUUCACAAAGGAGAAAGAGAGAGAAAGAGCUAAAGAUGGUUAAGGCCACAUUUGCAAGGUGAUUCCGAAGGGGCGGGGGGAGAGCCUCUUUUGCAGAUCCCUUUCCCUAUAAUUCACAGGUACUGGCAAAUUCUGCCCCUGCUGGUCCGCGUGGUAGGAAUUCAAACUUGUUUUGGUACCCCCAAGCCAUCUUCGGCUGUUGUUUCUAAGUUAUCCUUUAUUCCCACUUCCCACAGUUCAUGUUUUGUACCCAACUUUUGGCCAUGCUGAUUCACCUUGCAAUUGGACACCCCAAUACAAGGUCCUUAAAAGGUGAGGGUGCCUUCCUUGUAAUAGAUAGUGGUGCCCUUAAACAAACAGUUCUGUGGGGCCAGUGCAUUGGCACGAUUCAACACAGGAACCCUGUGAAUUUCUGAGCUUUGCCUGGUUCUUGAACCAAAAGCAGUUGGAGCUGACUGGUUCAAAGACUCCAGAGCAAAAGAAUAUGUCCAGGAAGGGGAAUGCAACUUGCUGAAAUUGUAGAAGAUGAAGGGGCUAGGAGUCAUGUCUGGUUUUAAGCAUUUUGCUAAGUAAUAUA
Zootoca vivipara (common lizard) is the source of this 2823-nucleotide messenger RNA. The record is from RefSeq and is a predicted model, not a curated record. NCBI's taxonomy places the organism in Eukaryota, Metazoa, Chordata, Lepidosauria, Squamata, Lacertidae.